Messenger RNA from Portunus trituberculatus (swimming crab), 690 nucleotides. Its product is annotated as piggyBac transposable element-derived protein 4-like. Lineage: Eukaryota; Metazoa; Arthropoda; Malacostraca; Decapoda; Portunidae. The record is from RefSeq and is a predicted model, not a curated record. The transcript has a single exon. Bases 1 to 690 code for a protein of 229 amino acids.
AUGGACUAUGCCACCAGUCACGACGGGAUCCUGGAAGUCAGGUGGAAAGACAACAAGGUUGUCACUUUACUAUCAAAUGACCUGGGGAUAGAGACCAUUUCUGGUAUCAGCCGGUACUGCAGUGACACCAAGCAGAAAAAGGAGGUGACUUGUCCUUCAGUAAUCAAGAACUACAAUGCCAACAUGGGUGGCAUUGACAAAAGCGACAUGCUAGUCCAUCUCUUCAAAACUCCCAUGAAGUAUAAAAGGUGGCACUUACGCUUGUUCGCUUAUACCAUCGACAUUAGUGUAACCAAUGCCUGGCUCCUGUAUCGGCGGGACUGCAAGGCUCUUGGUGAACAAUCUAAUCCGUCACUCAAAGAUUUCCGACUUCAAGUUUUCUGGUGUGCCUGCAGCAAAAGGCCAAUGACAAGUCGCCCACAAAAGUCUUUAGCCUUUCCAGUCCUCAGCACCACUGUUGAGGUCCCCAAGCCUGUCCGAGGACACAGAAGUCACACACCUGAUAAGUCCCAGAGGUUUCACCUUACCCUCUUCUAUGCCCCUGUUCACAGCAGCCGCCAGACCUGCAAGUACUGCAGUAAGAAGGGGAAUAUCCUGAGAUCAAACAUAGUCUGCAGUGUCUGCAAGGUCCACCUGUGCCUCAAUGCUGAUCGCAACUGCUUCAUCAAGUACCAUGAAACAGUUGCCUAA